AAGCACAUAUUUUAUAAGGAGUUUUAAACAAUGCAAAAUUGAACAAUAAUAUGGAUUGAAUUUUUUACUGUAAGAAACGCAAUUGGCGACGUGCUUGUGAAAUAAAUGAACUGUGUGAAAACAAUCCUUACGAGUUCUCAUAGUUCAAUAUUUAAUAAAUUCAAUAGAAUGAGUUACCGAAUUAUUAUUUCAAGUGAAACCGAAAAAUUUUCGUUUAUUGGCCGAAGUAAUAACGCAUAAUUGCCGUGCCAGUGAUUUUUUCAAGGCUGUGGCAGUUAAAUCUAAUUUAUAGUGCGAUAAAAUAUAGUCAGUGUGACAAAGUGAUAGCGACAAUAAAUUUCACUAAUUCGUUUUGCUCUCCAUUCGCACCAGCCCAAGCAUCCAGCAAACAACGAAAAUAGCGUCGAUUCCGCUAUACUGGCUACCGAAUGGAUAAUGGGUAUUUGUUUAGACACAGAUGCCAGCGCGGCACAAGAUACCGGCGAAACCGGGAACGAUUGGAAUCAUAUACGAACUCAAAACAGUGCCAACGGACGGAUCGGUACGGGAAACAUGGUCGCCAUAGACAUGCCAAAUGCUGGAAAAAUAAAAUUCGAUCCGCCCAAAGUGCCAGUGAUAUUUGUUUUAGGCGGCCCAGGUAGUGGAAAGGUGACACACUGUGACACAUUUAUGCAGGAGCGCCGUGGUGUGACACAUAUAAAUAUGAUGGAUUUGUUGCAGCAGUAUGCAAUGGGUAACGAUAUGCAAGACUUCUCGCAACUAUCCUCAAAGACCGUCACUGAGGUGCUCAUGCUGGAAAUGAAAAUGGCUCCAGCUGCCAAAGCGUACCUAAUUUCGGGAUUUCCACGCUCAAUGCGCGACGUGGUCGAAUAUUCGGAAAAGAUUCAAGUCGUGAAUGGCGUGAUUUUGAUAUCCUGGCGUCAAUCGGUUCUGCAAAAGCAAAUUGAUUAUGGCGCAAAAUUAGGUCAUGUCGUACUCUCCUUAGCCAAAAUGGAAUUAGAGAAUUUCUUUAAAAAUGUGAUGCCUGUAGCAGACUACUUCGAUCAAAGUGAUAUGUUAAUAGCUGUAAAUGGUGAGCGGGCGCCAGCCGAAGUGUACAAAGACUUUCGUACUGCUGUACUCGACAUACUGAGCACGCUUGAAAAUCAAGAGGCCAUGCUGAAUGGAGUUACAGGUAUGGGCAGAGGGAUAAAUGAUAUACCCGGCAGUAUUGUUAGCGUAGACACCGCACCUAGUCAAGCCGCGAAUAUUGCAGACAUUUCAAAUGCCAACGCCAACAACAAAACUGUAUUUGCUGCCAACACCAACCACAACAACAAUAGAAGCCAUUACAACAACAAUGUGGGCAAUCAGAGCAUAGCGAAUGCAAUGGGCGCACACAUUGCUUCAGGUGUCACUGCUGCUGCUGCGACUGCAGGAAUAACAGAUGCUGAAGUCAUCACCUCACAACCUGCAUUGACGACAACCAAUAAUGCCGCGACGAGUAUGGACCACAAUAUGGACAAUAUACCGCCAGUAAUUUGGGUCAUCGGUGGACCAGGUAGCAAUAAAGCGAGGCUGUGCAUGAAGGCUGUGGGUUUGAAUCCUGGUUGGGGGCACAUAAGCAUGGGACGACUUUUGCGUGUCAUAACCGACUCGGCACCACGUGCCAAUACUGAAAACUAUACCGUCAAAGAGUCACUUUCCGCUGGCGAAAUGGUGCCGGAGAAGGCGAUUAGCAACAUACUCGAUGCGAAUAUACGGCAAAUGAUGGAUCGUAAAGGCAUACUGAUCGAUGGUUAUCCACGAAAUUUGCAACAAAUCAAACAUUUUGAAAAUAAGUACAAACAGCGACCUCCCAUUGUGCUGCUGGACUGUUCAAAACUGCAGUUGGGCCGUGGACGGGUCGAUGAUACUGUCUCCUCGUUUCGGCGUCGGCUAGAACUUUUCCGAGAGGAAACCCUACCAAUGCUGAAGACUAUGGAUAAAGAUAAUCGGCUGCAAAUUGUCGAUGGCGAUACAGACAGCCCAUCAGUGCAGCGCGAAUUCGAAAAAAUCAUACGCCAGCACGUACAAAAUAUACAAGAUGAUGGAACUCGACCAGCAAGCAAUAUGAUUGAUGCUGGCAUGAUGACCAAUCAUGUGAAUCGUGAUCAAACCGAUGCCAUUUUACAUGAUCUGGAAAAUAAUGUUCCGGGUGCAGUGCCAACUAUAAGUCAUCAUGUAUCGCUCAUGAAUGGCCAUUUGAAGAAUCGAAAUAAUAGUGCAGCAAAUAGCUUAAACAGUAAUCAACCGACAAUGAACGGCGAUAUACGCGUAUCGGGAAUGACCGGUGGUAUGGAUUUUAGACACAUGCUCGAGGAGGCUGAGAGAUACCCCGUAGACUCGUAUAUGUAAAAAGGGGGCAGGAGUACAGUACAGAGAAAAAUAAAGCUAAAAGAAAUGUAUUUAAGUGCAUAAAUUCCACUAAGUAUAUCUACUUAUAUUUUCGUUGCUGUGUUAAACAUUUUGAGAGUCCAAUUAUUCCGAAAAUUCUGUUAUAUGCGGUACCGCAACCUUUCAGCCGUUUCGUUUGUUGCUAUUAGCCUUCAUCAGAUUUGCAUGUAUCGAAAACUUUCGAAAACUGCUCCAAAAAAACAUGUGAUUUCCUUUCACGGUCCCUGUAAUUUAAAUUUAUUUUAAAAUUCCCGGUGUACAAAUAUAUUUGAUGCUGAACUUCAGAAGUGGGUAGCUCCAAAACGAGCUGUUUAAAGGCUUCAACAACCUACAGACGUCGAAACACAUUGACCGCGCAUUUUAUUUUUGAUAUACUUGUGGCACGGGAGAGAUGGCAUUGUCUUGUUGCAGGAUGAUUCGUCUUCAGUGUUUGGUUUCCCUUAAUGCUUCGAAAACUUCUGGCAAACAACUGGUUGUGUAUCACUCAGAAUUGACUAUUUUAAGUUUCUCUAGUGUUGCAGUCACGACAUCAUCAGAUGCUUUGAGGUAUUUCUUCCGCCAACAACUUUUGUUGUAUUGAGCUCAUCACGGAACAUAUUAUCGAUUGUUAUUUUGUUUCCGACUCAUGCGCACAGAUCCAAGAUUAUUUACAUAGUAGGAUAUAACAGACAUGAUUUGCAUCAUC
Molecule: messenger RNA, 3100 nt
Organism: Anastrepha ludens (Mexican fruit fly)
Lineage: Eukaryota; Metazoa; Arthropoda; Insecta; Diptera; Tephritidae
Product: adenylate kinase isoenzyme 5
Exons: 8
Coding region: 436-2376 (646 amino acids)
Biological process (GO): CDP biosynthetic process; UDP biosynthetic process
Cellular component (GO): cytoplasm; nucleus
Molecular function (GO): ATP binding; UMP kinase activity
Source: RefSeq, a predicted model, not a curated record